AUGACUGAUGUGCCAUAUUGUUUAGAUUACUGGUAUGACCAAAGGAAUUCCAGUCGUAGUUCAUUAUUAAUAUUUGGUUUAGAUAAUGGUGAUAUUUCUUUAUUAAAAUUUAAAAAACCUGCUACUCAGUUAUUUGAAACAACUUUUCUCAGUGAGGGUGGAGCACAGAAAAUAUUUAUGCAGGAUUUACCACAACAUUCAAAAUGGAUGACACAUAAAGUAUUACCCAAGAUUCAUCCAGAAAUGAUACGACAAGUUCGAUAUUUACCUGAUAAUGAUGCUAUCAUAUCAUCUAGUGGAUCUUCACGAUCAGCUGUAGUAAUAGCAGACGGUGUAGAAUGUUUUGAUCAUAAUAGGAAUCUAAAUAUUCUAGUAACAGGUAGUAUGGAUCAUUAUAUUAGAGUGUGGAAUCCCUAUGUUACUAGUAAACCAACAGCUAUAUUAUCAGGACAUUCAACUGGUGUAAUAGGAGUGGUUAUACAUGAAUCAUUUGCCCAAGUUUUUAGUUACUCUAAAGAUGCUGUCAUAAAAGUUUGGGAUGUAAAAGAACAAACAUGUGUUCAGACAAUAGUAUUAAAAUUUCCAAGCAGUAUACAUGGUCGUAUGCCAGAACAUGGUCAGUUCCCUAUCCACCUUCAACCAACACCACAUAAUAGUUUACUAGUAACUUGUAAUGACUAUAUUGGUAUGAUGAAAUUAGGUAAAGGUGCUGAACCUCAGAGUGUAAUGCCAUUGACACAUGAUACUCAAUUGUGUUGUGCUAUCUAUAACCAAUUCUUUAAACAGGUAGUAACAGGGUGUGAUUCGUCCUGUAUAGCAGUGUGGGAUAUUGAAACUGGUAAUAAAGCAGUAGUAUUUUCCAAUGCCCAUGGUGAAGAAGAGAUAACUACCAUGGUCUUUGAUGAUAAUUGGAGAAGACUAAUCACUGGUGCCAGAAAUGGUAGCAUUAAAGUAUGGAAUUUUCAAAAUGGACACAACCUCCAUAAGCUAGAAGCUGCAGCUGAUGCAGAAGUGACUGGUAUAUUACCUAUUUUAGAUAAACGAGUUAUUAUGGCUGUAGGUUGGAGUCAACAGAUAACUGUAUAUGAUGAUUCAGACCAAGAUAAUAUGUAUAUACCAGCUAGUAAUGAUUGGAAAGGUGGACAGAUCCACAAGGAAGAUAUAUUAGCUAUAGAUAAAUGUUCUCCCAGCUUUAUCGCUACUGGUAGUUUUGAUGGUGAAAUUAUCAUCUGGGAUAUUGAAACAGAAAAACUCUUUAUUAGGUUACGCAAAGGACAACCUCCUGAUCUGUAA
Messenger RNA from Lottia gigantea (owl limpet), 1293 nucleotides. RefSeq lists its product as hypothetical. NCBI's taxonomy places the organism in Eukaryota, Metazoa, Mollusca, Gastropoda, Lottiidae. The transcript has 8 exons. The record is from RefSeq and is a predicted model, not a curated record. Gene Ontology annotation, molecular function: protein binding. The coding region runs from base 1 to 1293 and encodes 430 amino acids.